CUAAGCCAGUUAUUAAUAACAGACCAGUGAGCCUCCUGAUCCACCAAGACCAUAUGGUGUUUUUCAUAAAAGAGAGAGAUCAUUCCCUUGACUUUGGACUUCGCUUAUUGAAACCCUGAACAAGACAGGGUUUUGCCAUAUUGCCCAAGCUGGCCUCAAACUCCUGGGUUCAAGUGAUCCACCACCUUGGCCUCGCAAAGUGCUGGAAUUACAGGCAUGAGCCACAACAUCUGGCCAGCUAUCAUCUUCUAAGUAAUGACUUUGUGAAGCAUAGAAGAGCAACACUUGAAAAUCAUACCUCAUCCACCCUAUGGAGAAAAAAAGAGUUAUUGUACACUUACUUUGUUCUAAGCUCUCUGCAAAAUGCUAGAGGAGUCAAGGUUGCUAAGAGACCACACCUGUGCUGAAUGCACUUUGUUCUGGCAAGAGCAGAAAAGUGAGAAGCUGUGUUACCUACUACUACCUGGGAUUAAUUCAGGGAGCAGGAGUUUUCUGGAUAUGAAUGGUAAAAACUGGAUAUUAAUUUCUACUACUAAUCCCAACAGCCUAGAAGAUGAAAUUGUGGGAAGACUUCUAAAAAUUUUGUUUGUUAUCUUUGUUGACUUAAUGUCUAUUAUAUAUGUUGUGAUAACUUCUUAGAAAGCUGCCUUCCUUUACUUUCCAUAUAAAUUUCCAACUGAAUUACAGUUAAUAAAAAUUUGUAUUUUAAAAA
Callithrix jacchus (white-tufted-ear marmoset) is the source of this 712-nucleotide messenger RNA. RefSeq names its product myoregulin (gene MRLN). The record is from RefSeq and is a predicted model, not a curated record. Lineage: Eukaryota; Metazoa; Chordata; Mammalia; Primates; Cebidae.